Molecule: messenger RNA, 1379 nt
Organism: Drosophila takahashii
Lineage: Eukaryota; Metazoa; Arthropoda; Insecta; Diptera; Drosophilidae
Cellular component (GO): membrane
Source: RefSeq, a predicted model, not a curated record
UUUCGCCAGGAAUGCCCUUCAGCGAGCUGGCCUCUGGAAUAGUUAGAUUAGCAUUGGCCCUGUCCUUGACUGUAUACUUGUUUAUCAUGAAACGGAAAUGCUGAAUAAAAAAACAGGAGGUUAUUCUGAAGGAAAUUGGAAAUAUGUAACCAAAUAAAUAGUUUUUUUUUUAUUUUUAAAAGUAGUUAUACCUGUGGAAGCAGUGUCAUUCUAGGAAAACUUAAUUCUCGUCACUUUUUCGGAUAUUAUUCAGAUAUGAAUAGGGGAUCGCCGGGGGACGCUAGUUCUUCAGAGUCGUCACUCAAUAUGAGUAGUCGCAAGCUGAGGAUCUGCAAGUAUGUGAUCUACGUUUUAUGGGUGAUCAAUUUCCUUUUAACCUUUGCUGACAUUUAUAUGUAUUAUCUCAGGCUGAGGAAGUACAUGGAUUGCUGGAAGUGUUUCUUUAGGUCCUAUAUGUAUGUCGCGCUAACUUUAUCUGUUCUGAAGAUUCCACUGCUGAUCGUGGCACUACCCUUGGUAUAUCUUCACCUAUCCAGCGAAAUUCGUAUUUAUGCAACGGUGCUGUUCCUAGCCACUUGGUUGCAGAUGAUGUUGACUUUUUUGUUAGCACAGGAGUACCAGGCUUCAGGCGACGUACUUCGACUAUGGAUAAAUCAUAAGAGUUUGGAGUUCUUCGAAGUCCACUCCAAGUGCUGCGGCGUGGUUGGACCGGACGACUACAAGUUGAAAGAAAUGAAGAUACCCAGAUCCUGCUACAAGGGUGGCUCCUUAAGGCAGGAGGAUCUGUACCAAGCUGGUUGCUCCACGCGCUCCAUAAAGCCACCGAUUGUGCCCAUCCCCCAGGUGAUCUCCGUGAUAUUCCAGUACGUAUUGGUCCUAGCGAUUGUAAUCUACCUGGUAAUCAUGAUUCGAAACCGGGCCCAUCGUCGCACUGUAUGGUCCGUGCGUCGCACCGAAUUGUUUGGCUCUGCAGAGGCCGCGGAACUGCGAACUAAUCCUGAGGAUUCGAAGAGAAGCGAACUUGAGGGUUACUUCACAGUUCCACGUAGAAUCUAAGCAGCAGCAGCAACAGAGGAGGAUUUCAUGUGGUAUUCAAUUUCGGAUUCGGUUUGCCCUGGGAAUGGGUAUUGGCACUGGCGGGCGAGACAAAUUGGAUGCUGCCGGCUCUCGUCAUAUUUCACGGACUGCAAUCAAUAACGAUAAACACUUGAGUCGCAAAUCCAGAAUCGAGAAUCAAAUGUCCAGGAUCCUGUCCGAUGGCAUGCAUAUGGAUGAGCCAAUAAAGAAAUCAACAAAGCAUGUCCGACGAUUGAAAAAGUAUUGCAAAUGCCGGGACAGCCGGCAAUUCGGACACGGAAUCGGGCAACAAUCCAAUCCGG